UUUUCGCUCGGAUAAUUCUGCGCUUCGUGAGCGACUCCCGGCUCUCACACGAAUGAAUCCUUUAACGUCAGUCCCUUCGUUGUGUGUUUGCAGGUGUGAUUUCUGCUGCCUGUCUUUCCGGACUCACCGCGGUUUGUUGCGCCACAACGCCGGCGUCCACAAGAUUCUCCCCCAGGACCCCAACGGCCGCCCCUUCAUCCAGAACAACCCCUCCAUCCCCACCGGCUUCAACGACCUGGCCUUCAUCGACUUCUCCUGCAAGAAGUUUGCCCACAUCGCACAGGUGUGGUGCGAGACAAACCUCCGUCGCUGCAUCAGUAAGUUCCACCGGUUCGUCUGCGACAGCUGCGACAAGGCAUUCCCCCUCCACUCAGCCUUGGACCUCCACAAAACCACCUCCCACCCCAACAAACCCGCCGCUGACGCCACGGAGAAGGACGACCAGACGGAGAACGGAGCUGCAGAAAAUGGCGCCGAGACCAACAGUGCAUCCAUCGAGAAAGACGCCCAGCCCUCGGAGCAGGACAGCUUCCUGGAAGCACUCGGCCUUCAGCACGUUUCCAAGGUGAAGUCUGGUCCCACGGAUGAUGAGAUCCAUCAGGCCCACCUGGACAGCAUCAAGGUGAUCCACGUGGAGCCGCCGUCCUCCAGCCUCCCCCAGGAGCCGGCCUCCGCCUACCUGUCCGGGGGUCUGGGUCUGUCUCUGGGGCUGGGCGGGCUGGCGGCCCUCAGCAUCCCGCUCCUGGAGGCCUCGGGCUCGGGCUCCGCCCUGCAGGGCCUCUCCCAGAGGGACACCCUGAGCCUGCUGUCCCUACAGCCCUUCCAGACUGGCUUCCUCCUGCAGCCUGACGGCGGCGCCGCAACAGCCAGCGCCGCCUCAUCGGGGGUCAAACCCGGAGAGGCAGCCGGGAUCAUGGAGCUGGCGGACAUCCAGCAGAUCCUUAAAGUGGCGAGUGCGGCGCCGAAUCAGAUGGGACUGACCCUCCCGCCUCUGGCCAAAGCUCCGGGAUUUGCCGGAGGUCAAGGUCAAGUCCAGAAGGCGAUGCCUACAUUGAAGCCCAAACCUCCCAUCACCCCUCGCUCUAGCCUCACGGCGACGACUCCUCCCCCCCUCCAGAGCUCCCAGCAGGCCUCACUGGGCUGCAUCAGCCCCAGCCUGCCGCCUCCCACCCCCACGCUCUUCAAAACACCUUCCUCAUCCUCCUCAUCCUCCUCCUCGGCUGGGAACGCAGGGCAGAUGGACGCAGAGUGUAUGGGCGACGCUCACGCGCCUUUGUCCGAUUCUCCGCCGGCUGCCACCACAGCGGUACACGAGGAGGCGGGGCUCAGCGGGAGAAAGCCAGGAACCAAAGGGGGGAACAACGCCAACGCAGGCUCGGCCAAAGGCUCGUUCCCGUGCCGAUUCUGCGAUCAGGUGUUUGCCUUUUCCGGUGUCCUGCAGGCUCACAUGCGCUUCCACCUCGGCAUCCUUCCCCACCAGUGCAACAUCUGUGACUAUGUGGCACCGGACAAAGCCACGCUGAUCCGACACCUGCGCACUCACAGCGGCGAGCGGCCCUACGUCUGCCGGGUCUGCCACUACCCCUUCACUGUCAAGGCAAACUGCGAACGCCACCUCAGGAAGAAGCACGCCAAGACCUCGAGGAAGGACAUUGAGAAAAACAUCAAGUACGUCACCUCCACCACCACAGUGAACCUCGCCGAGGCCAUCACUGCAGCAAAAACUACCACCACCCAGGACACGGAGACGGGCUGCGCUGGCGCUGAGACUACAUGCCGGUUCUGCGGCGAGGACCUGAAGACCUACCGGGCGCUGCAGAUCCACCUGCGCACUCAUAAUGGCUGCCAGAGAAAGCCAUUUGAGUGCCGACGUUGCGGCGCUGCAUUCCUGGCCAAACGUAACUGCAUCCACCACCUGCUCAAGCAGCACCCCGAGGUGCAGGAGAGGGAGAUCGAAGAACAUAUCGCCACACUCCUUCCUGCCGGUACACCCGCCGCCACUGUCGCUACCGUCGCCUCUGCCAGAGCCGCUCCAGUGAAUCAGAUGGCGCUUAACGGACUCAGUCAGCCGCCGAUUCAGGCGCUCCAAGCAGUAAAGGUGGAGGAGCUGGCUAGCGUGGUUUAUCCUGAACUGGACCAGCCGCUGGACUUCUCCGCCAAAGGGCGUGGAACCGCCAGCCAGGCGGGGUCUCCUGGGGUCAAACUGGAGAGCGUCUCCCCCAGCUUCGACUGCUCCAUCCUGGACCAGCCCAUUGAUCUGUCCAUCCCCAGCAAGAGGCAGAGGCGGGAGGCCGCCGGCGAGAAGCGGGAGAUCAAGAUGGAGCAGAGCGGCAGCAGCAUCGUGGAGCAGCAGCAAGCUUUCGCUCUGUCCAAGGAGGAGAAGGCGGCGAGCGCCCUGCCUCCUCUGCACCCUCACCCCCAGCUCGGCUGCUACCAGCUCCCCCCUGGAUCCACCCCUCCCCCAGCCUCCCUCCCCACCCUCAACAACGCCACACGAGCCCAGCGCCUCAAACCCCUGCUCCCUAAACCGGCCUCCUCCACCACCUCCUCACCCUCCGCCGCCCACAAGGAGCUCCCUCCUCUGGCCUCCAUCGCUCAGAUCAUCCACUCCGUCUCCGGAGCUCCGGACCUGCUGAAGAGAGACGCCGCAUCGCUGGAGGUCAAACCCCAGGCGAUGGUUGCUUCCUGUCAGGCUGACUCUGCUGCAGACGCCCCGGGACCCUCGGCUGCUCCGGAGACACAAAGUGACGACACGUCUGAUGGCGCCUCCAGAAAGCGGGCCAGGAAGAAGCCUGUUGCAGUGGGAGUGAAGGAAAAGGCCAUGGUCGGCGGCGGCGGCAUUGACCUCGAGUCCAGCGGUGAGUUUGCCAGCGUGGAGAAGAUGCUCGCCACCACUGACGCUAACAAGUUCAGCACCUACCUGCAGACCGGUGCUGCAGACCUGGGCGCCAAGACAGACGACAGAGCCGGAGUGGGGGAGGAGAAGGAGGGAGGCGCGAGGGAGGAGGGGAAGCCAGUGGCGAUGGCGGCGGCGGUGGCGCCGCAGUCCAAAGGGAAGAAGAACGCCUACUCCAACUCUGUCCAGAAGAUGACCUGUCCCUUCUGUCCCCGAGUGUUCCCCUGGGCGAGCUCGCUGCAGAGACACAUGCUGACUCACACCGGCCAGAAACCUUUCCCCUGUCCGAAGUGUGACGCCUUUUUCUCCACCAAAUCCAACUGUGAGCGCCACCUGCUGAGGAAACAUGGCGUGACACACCGAACGCUGCGACGCAACGGCGCCCUCGCCAAGAAAGACGGAGACGAGGGCUCGCACGAGAGCGCAGAGAGUCAGUCAGAGACGGAGCAGGUCGCACCUGAAGCACAAGACCUCAGCGGCGUCAACACCUCCACGGACACAGGCCCCGCCCCCACACCUGAGAGCCCCGCCCCCUCACAGGAGGCCUUAUCAGUGCAGUCAAGCCCCGCCCACAAGUCAAGCAACGGUUGCAGUCCAGCUGCCAGCUGUGCAGAGCAGCAGGAGACAGAAACCACAGAGCAGCCAGACCAGCAGAGGACGCCAGAGACCAGAGCAGCGCCGGGGAAACAGCCUCCUCAGAGCAGCAGCACCAAGGUGGAGAGCGCAGACGAUGACGACUGCCACAGCAACAAAAGCCUGGACCUGAAUUUCGGCAAAAAGCUCAUCGACUUCAAGCUCUCCACAUCCUCAGGCCCCGCUCAGGAAGAACAGGCCCCUCCGCCUGAACCUUCCUCCUCCUCCUCAUCCUCCUCCACCCCAUCAUCCUCUACCUCUGCUCCACAAGUAGCAACAGAGAGCCAAGAGAAGGAGAAAAGUGCUUCCUCCUCCUCCUCCUCUUCCUCCUCCUCCUCUUCUAGCAGCCCCGCGGUGAAGCAGCAGCCGGAGUACAAACACGUCUGCCGAGUGUGUAAAAAGAGCUUCCGCUACGCCACCACCCUCGCUCGCCACGAGAGGGCGCAUCUCUCCGAGGAGACGCCAGCCCCGGCGGUGGAGGAGAACCCGGCGGCGAAAGAGGAGGUGACGGAGAGCAACACCGCCAAACCGACAGAGGAGAAAGAGGAGGAGAAAGAGGAGGAGCAGAAGACGGACAUGGAGGUGGAGGAGGCAGGAGGGAGGGGAGGUGAGAGCGAGGGAGGAGAGAGCGGGGAGUCGGAGGAGGAGGAGAAGGAGAAGGAGGAGAGGAGCGAUGAAGAAGCAUCAGAACCAAAGAGUUUAGAGGGAGGAGAGGCGUCAGGAAGACGAGUGGACAAGAGGAAGAAGAUCUGUACCGUCUGCGGGAAAAGAUUCUGGUCUCUGCAGGACCUGACCAGGCACACGAGGUCUCACACAGGCGAGCGGCCCUACCAGUGUCAAACCUGCGAGAGGACGUUCACCCUGAAGCACAGCCUGGUCCGCCACCAAAGGAUCCAUCUGAAGCCCCGCGGGGCCGACGGAGCGUCGGCCGCCAACGACGACGCCAGUGAGGACGGAGACUCCUGCACCCAGACCCCGCCUUCCACCUGCCCGCCCUCGGAGAACGAGAGCGAGUGCGGCAGCGGCGCCGCGGGGGGCAAGGAGCUGGAGGAGGAGGAUGUGAAAGAGGAGGGCGAGGAGGGAGCGGAAUCGGCCACGUUGGAGGAAAAUAAACAAGCAGCUGCAGAUUCAGAGCCGGAAACCGCCGACACUUCUGAAGAAAAAUCUGAACUCUCUGCAGCGACGCAAAAGCCCUCCGCUGACACGAGCCCCAGCCAACAAGCUACUGACACAAAGACAACUACUAGCGACGACCUGAAAUCGGCGCCAGACUCAAACCUCUCCAAAGACCCCUCUUCCUCGUCCUCCAGCUCUCCGCCGGAGGAGUCCGCGGCAGCUGCCCCAGCAGAGGGCUUCAUCCAGGGCCUGCUGGAGAUCCACGCCAAGCCACCUCUGGAGCACAUCCUGCCCAACGGAGAGCCUCCUCUGGUGGGCGUAGACUGAGGAAAACCUCCCCCUCCCCGGCUGUCUAAACCAACGUCACCACAGUGCCAUACGACGGAAAGAUGCUACACCAUUGAUGAUGAUGCAAAAACCAGCCCGGAAAACUUUUUUUGAUAGAAAGACGAAAACCUCGUUUUCUUGAAGUGCCUUACUACUAGUCCUACUUCUAAGAGAUGUUUUUUGCUAUAUCUUUAUCUGCAUUAUUACGGAGGAUGGAUCUAAUUUUUAUAGCUUUUUAUGAUGACAAUGAUUUGCAUUACUAUUUUUUGUGAGGGGAAUCUAUAUUUCAGCAAUAAAAAGAAUAAAGUUAUGAUUUAUUAUUGUUCUAGAUUCUGUUUGAGAAUUAAUGAUCAACUUAGGAGACGCAGAGGGACAGACAAAGACUGAGACGGACUGUCUGCGUUUAUUCUUCUGUAUUUAAAUCACAGCCGGGCUCCGGCCACACAACAAGAGACUGAACAAUUUUAAGAUUUGAACCAGCUUCGGAUUUGAGUUCGAACUAGUCAGGGUGGGGAGCUUUUCUUGUCCACCAGCCACAGCGGCUUCACAAAAUUAACUAGCCACUCUCGUGGAUAGAAUCAAACCUGGAGAGGUCGGUUGGCCAACGUGGCUGGUCGAUUCACCAGCAAAAUGACCACCGGUGGCUGGUGGUCGUCUCUCACUGUGCGACGACGGAAGCUUUUUGUAACUGGAAAACGCAGGAAAGGUCAACGCUUUGUCGUCCUUUUGGCUCACUUCUGGCUGGCUCGCACAAACAUUCACGAACAUGUCAAAGUCACAUCACAUUUCUGUGUGAAAAAGACUCUCGAAAGGGCGGAAAUAGUGUUGAUCAGUCUGUUUUUGUUUUGUUUUUUAAAAACCCAUCACACUAUUGAUCCCUCAAAGCCACCUGUGAGUUGGUUUGUGUGUUAAUAAUUUCUCAUUCAUAAUCAUUCUCAGUUGAUUCCAUGUGUGUACAGAGAGUUGAACAUGUGGCACGUGAUGCUAGAGUAUUUUCUUUCUUUUUUUUUGGCGUGUGUGCGAUUAUCAGUGACAUUUAGGUGUAGGGAGGGGAAUUCUUGUGUUUUGUGGAUUUUUUUUUUUUUUUAUAACUGAACAAAUCAAAGUUUUCGUUGCGUGUGUAAGAAUGUGUGUGACUCCCACCUGUCUCUCAUCAUUGCCCCCUAGUGUUCAUUUAGGGUUUAUUACAGGCAUGCUAACGUACAUUGCCGCUAACAUGUUACCCAGGUUCAGUUUACCUCAACUUUUGCUUUUAACUGCAACCAUUAAAACAACACGUGCAGCUCUGUAGGCAACCCUUUAAAUCCAACGUCUUCCUAAUCAGGGCUAGUAAGGCUAAUUCUUUGCUAGCUUGGUUUCCACUGUGGGCCAUAUCAGAGCUAGCUGAGGCUAACUCAUUAGCCUGGCUUCAAACACAGGCUAACAUGUCUAAGUUGUUAAAGACUUGGCUUGCACAAUGACUAACUUAGCAGCUAACCAAGGCUAACUCAGUAUCAAUAAUGUAAAAUAGAAAAAGCAAGGGCUGAAUCAUUGCUAUCCUGGUCUGUGAGUUUAGCCUUAACACACACUCACACAAGUAAAAUUUACCAGCUUAUAAAAGGACUAAAACCAAACUCAAGCUAACUAGGGUUAAGCUACAAAACUGCAGAUGCCUUAACUUUGUUAAUUUCUAUGAAGCAGCCAGUUAGCCCAGCUCAUCCUUACCACGGGCUCAAAGUAGAGGCUGGCUGACGGCAUUUUACAAGUUAAUCAAGCUAGCAAUGUAUUAGCUUGGUUAACUAGCUUAGAAUUGUCAGUUAGUUCAAGGUAGCUUUAACCAUCAGCCAGAGCAUUGGUAAGUUGGCCCUAAGACAUCAACUAAAGGGUAUAAAUACAUCUUAGCAAGGGCUAACAAAUCAAAUCAGGCAAGCUUAUCAAGCUAACAUAUUGCUAUGUUAGGUAAACUGCAUUUCUAUCUCAUAGCAGGUCUAGCUAGUCUCUUUCCAGUAUUAUCUCAGUUUCUUGAGUUGGCCUUGGACCGGGUUAGUACCGUUUCCCCGUAUUUAGCCCCUGUGCGAAAGUCACUUUGACGACUUGUUGCUCUUUCCUGCCUUUCCAGAGACAAAAAGGGCUAAAAAAAAAACCUUUUCUACAUGACAUUUACUUACGCUUUUUUAAGAAAAGAUUAAACUUAAGGGUUGGACAGGCCCACCUUAAGACAUGUUUAUGGAUUUGAUGGUAGAGACAAUCAGCUAAAAUGUUUUCGAAUGGAAAAUAGAUGAAUUUUUUAAAAAGUAAACCCCUCAGUUGAAUCUCAGUAUGAUCUCCAGAAAGAGCUAAGUGACAGGGUGAAAGGGAUGGAUGGAUGAAAGACUGGAAGGACAGAUGGAAGGAUGGAUGGAUGGGUAGGUUGGGAGGGGGGGUGUACCUAAACUGUAUUACCCUGCUGCACACACAAAUAAACACAAGUUAAAGGGCUAAUUUCACCCCCUCGCACAAACCCAACCGGACAUUUCCACAACAGAAAACGGCGGUGACUUUCAGAUCGAGUAUCCUGAUAUCACGACCAGAGGGGACGGGUAGUGUGAAUGUGCAUUUUCUUUGUCGUGUGAAGAUGAAUAUAGCUAAUUUUUCUUCUUGUACAUUUUCGUCUCUGUUGUUUUUGUUUUUUUUUUAUAUCAAGCAACCUCAUAAUCAAAAACGAAUUGAACCUCAGCGGCUCAUAACGGAACUGUAAGGCAGCGACGGUCACGUCACUCAGUCAGUCAAACGACGAGAAAUAUUGAACAACCACAACUGGACUGAUUGACUGAUUGACUGGACGCUCCCGUGAACUGGCACUAACAACUUCCAAACUACUACUACUACUACUUCUACUACUAGUACUACUACAGUGGAAUACCGCGACACAAUAAAGAGAGAAGAGAGGGAGAGAGUUUCCACCGGUUUAAGUUUCGAGUCCCAGCACUUAAUUCCUCUGUUUCCCCAAGUAUAGAGCCACGGUCUCACAAAAAUCACCUUGGAAAACAUCCAAAGCCUUUUGUUUCAGUCGAAAGUGGACAAAAGAAUAUCAGUUUUAUUGCUUAAACACUUCCUUGCUCCAUCUUGCCUUGUGCAAAGCUGUGCAAAAAAUUCAUAAAAGUUACAGAGAAACUGAAAACUCUGAAUCAAUCCCAAAAUUUCCUCAUAACUAACCAAUUUGAAGUUUGGAAAAUCCUCUCAAUAUUUAAUUUUUGUUUUUUUUUUGUUUGUUUUUUAAAGAUGUUGUGCCUCGUAAAAUAAUUGUCGUUAGAGGCUUCCUGGCUACUUGCUGUUAUCCGUUAGCUUGGAUGCUAAUACAUUCACACAGAUAACUUAAGAAAGCAUGUUUUUGUAUUUACCAUUGAUUUUUGGUGGGGUUCUUUUGCAGAUAAGUUUAUCGCUACACAAAAUCCUUUUUUGUUUUGACUUUUAAAGUAGCCUACCAGGAACGUGCUAGAACUUGUCCGUCACAAUCAUUGUCCAAAUACCUAUCCUACUGUUCCGUUAGCUUGUUGCUAACGGGAGAAAACACUUACACAGUUU
Molecule: messenger RNA, 8515 nt
Organism: Plectropomus leopardus (leopard coralgrouper)
Lineage: Eukaryota; Metazoa; Chordata; Actinopteri; Perciformes; Serranidae
Source: RefSeq, a predicted model, not a curated record